Molecule: messenger RNA, 8337 nt
Organism: Oncorhynchus mykiss (rainbow trout)
Lineage: Eukaryota; Metazoa; Chordata; Actinopteri; Salmoniformes; Salmonidae
Biological process (GO): regulation of short-term neuronal synaptic plasticity; regulation of AMPA receptor activity
Cellular component (GO): postsynaptic membrane; postsynaptic density; dendritic spine membrane
Source: RefSeq, a predicted model, not a curated record
ACCAGUCGCACAAUCCCAUAGGCAUUGUAUGAUCGGGGUCGGUCGGAAUUUCUGACGGAACUCUUUAUAUCAGCUUGGAAUAAAUGCAACGUAAAUUUGCAGAGAAAAAAUGUGUAGUUUAAUUCAGGAAGACAAAAAUCUGGCGACCUUCCUUUUGACGGUGUGAUAUGCCUAUUGUGCUGCACUUGCUUGCUAUAGUGAGUUUCGUAGGAUAGCUAGAUUGGCGUGUUCUUCUACGGAUUUUUUUUUUACCAGACAAUUAUAUGUGCAACACAUGGAAUUUAUGCACAUCGUUUAGUUACAAAAUGUAUUUCAACAGGAAAAGUUAGACAAUAUUUCCAUAAACUUGCCAUUGCACAGCUUGUAGGUUAUUCUAAUAAUAGUUUAUUCCAUCGAUAGAGUCAACUAAAAGAGUUUAGCUAAGGCUAGUAAAAAUAAAUAGUGCAGAUAUGUCAUAUUGUCGACGGAUAUGCUGGUACACAACAUUGGGCAGCAGUUUAUCGACUACAAAAUGAGGAUGAUUUGUCACAAUAGUCUUCCUUCAACAGUUUAUAAGACAGUCGUUAUUGUCUAACCAGAGCGAAUGUAUCGCAGCAAUCCAGUGCGCACGGUCUCCCCGGCUGUUAUCCGGCAGAACGCGCAGGAUCCACAAAUCUGUGAAGACAUUCCAGGCCUGAUCCCCUUUUUCCAAAUCUGAAGACGAUACAGGAAAUCAAGCAGAACUUUCAGGGAGUAGAAGAGUUCUUUAUAAAAACUUGGAACAACAGUGAGAACUGCUGGUUGUAUUCGCCAUUGUUUUUUAUUCACAUUUAUUGAAACAAGUAGAGCCAUCAGUGAUUUCAGCAGCCCCCCUGCCUCCCCUAUCCAUGCCUACAUGCUCAGCAACAGAUAAGAACUGUUUUGAUAAUUGUAUGUAAUUAUAAUUUGUGUGGGAGACGGAGCUGUCUCUGUCUAUUAUCACCUGUAACCUCAGACACAAUAACUCCACACAUUUACAUAUUUCUCUCCAAAAAUGCUUUUCUUUCAGUUUUAGGACCAAAUCAGGAAUAAUCAGAGUUAUUGAAGGAAUGGCACAUGUGAACUACAACGUGCUAUUCAGUCCUCAACCAUCAUAAUGAGACACAACUGAAUUCAAUCUGUAGAGUUACAUCUAAACCUCUUUUCCUUGUAUAUUCUAUACUAGACCAUACAUACUAAGUUUGUACAUCUAAAAACAGAGGUACCCAUCCAGCCACUAGCUGUCUAUUUGAUAUAAUACGAUUUGUCGUACCGUUUUAUACUUUCUCCUCAUUUGUGGUAUUCACUGUCCUCUGUCCUUAAUGUAGGGCGCUGGCUCUGUAGCCCUCAGCCCAAUCAGAGGAACAGUAAGUGCCUAUGCAUUUUAGAUAAGACCAUAAAACAUUUAAGUAAAUAAGUGGCCAAUGCAUUAUGUAGUUAGUGACCUGUGAUGUUUAUAUGCCUGGAAGCGCAAUGUCCUGCUUUACAGUCACACAGUAUGUUUACACUACGCCACAGCCAAUCAGUGCCCUGACCCGUCAAGAACCACAACCUCUCCAAAUGGUCCGCAACAUCUAAAAGCACAGGAACACAAAUGAUUUAGAUUUAUUUAGCAUGAGAUUUAUUUAGUACACAUCUUUUAUUUAGCAUAAUAUUGAAACAUUUACACAUUUAUAUGUAGAGAUUUUUCUACUUUUUCAGAGAAUAUUAGUUUACAGGUUGAGUCUAAGUGCAAACUUGGAAUGUAUCCAGCGCCAAAACGACAUGAUUGAAUCAUUAACUGUUUACAUUUUAGGAUUAAUGUUUACAGAGGACUGUUGCCCUUAAAACACAGGCCUAUGUGUCAUUUUCUGACAUAUUAUUUUACAAGUGCCAUAACCGAAAGGAAAUGUAUAAAAUUGCCAUAACUCAUUGAGGAAGCUUACUUCUUGUCUUCAGCUAAACAAAGCUCAACGUGUUCAGGAAUACGUCAUGGUGAAGGUAAAAACCCUCUGUUUGACCUUUCAUCCAAGGAGAUUCCAUCUAUUUUUGUAUUUUUGCAUGUGAAUGUUAUAACCUCAAACUAACUUCACAUGAUUCAUAGCUAGGUUUUGUAUGGUAGAUAGAUUCUAGAACUAGAAGAAGGAAUAGACGAUCUGGGUUUGAUCAAUUUACCCUCGUUUACUCUGUGAGGCUUAUACAGGUCUGAUUUUACUGUAAUGGGAUGCAGAAUAUUACCGCAGAAGAUGUUGAAGAUAAUAGUAACAGAAUGAAAGCCAUGUAAAUACCUCUGUCACCAAUGGUUGACACUUACAACUGGUUGACACUCAUGACUUCCAUCUCUUAAAGCAUAUCUAGAAUUAAUUCACAAAGUUCAUCAGACAUAUUCAUUAUUAAAUUAAGAUAUUUUGAAACUAUGAGUACCAAACAACUCAUACCUGCUACCUAAAUGUUUCAAAUAGUUUUUUAGUGGUUUAAUUCUGAAAAAAGGACAGCCUUGUAACAGCGUUGAGUCGACAACAGAAAAUAGAGCUCUUAGUCAUGUAAAGAUGACGCCCACCACCAAUCUCCAAGUCUUCGCCGUCUCCCUCCUCUCUCUCCUUGCUGCCCCACUUACCACAGCUGAGGACAGCUCCCCCUCUCCCACUCUCUCUCCCCUACGUACCGACCCCCGGCCUCGCCAGGGGGGCUCCACCGACCCCCCUCAGUCCGCCCCCAGCCCCCCUCUCCUCCUCCUGACCAUCCAUGCCAACCGCCCCUCUGCCCUCCGGGGCAGGCCCAAAGCUCCAGAGAAACUUCCAGAAUCCCCUGGGGAGACCCCUCCCCGACCCCUGGCCCAAAUCAUGUUCCCCAAGAACGUGACGUCUGCUGCAGCGGGAGCCCUGGCUCCUCCGUUGCGCGCGGCCCAGGUAGCUCCUCCUCCCCACAGACUGGUGGACGUGGACGUGUGCCAUGGUUACUAUGAUGUCAUGGGCCAGUUGGACAGCACCUUCAAUUGUUCCAAGGACAGCUUCAUCUACUGCUGUGGCAGCUGCCACUACCGCUUCUGCUGCCCCGACCCCACCCGUCGUUUGGAGCAGAGCAGCUGUACCAACUACGACUCCCCGGAUUGGGCCAAGACCCCGCCACCAAACGCCAUACUCCUGGAUGAUGAUGAGCCGGAACUGGACCCUCUGCAGCCUCUGAGCCACAACACAGGCUUUGUGAUUGGAGGUGUCAUUGUGUUUAUGGUAGCGGUUGCCGUGGGGAUUAAGAUAAUGUUCAACAAGGUGUCGCAGCAGGCCAACAACGGAGAGAUCAACAUGCCCAGAGCGCUGGUGGACAUGUUGCGUCACCAGUCCAGUCCAGUGCAGCAGGAUGAGAGGAACAACAGCGUGGCUCUGUGUGGUUCAGGGGAGGGACAGGGUACGCUGGGCAGACCUCCCAAAAACCUCUAUGCCCCUGGCCUGCCCAGCAAGGACAACAGACUGGGGAAUAUUCAACACAAUUUUAUCCAUUCAGGAACCAGUCCCAAUCACACUGCUACCAUCGAACACGCCCCUCGUAUGAACAACACCCAGCUGGCGGCAGGAGGCACUCUUCUGUCCAGCAAACACAACAAUACUAAAGAGCAGCCCUCCUUCCACCACUCCCUCCACAACCUGGCACAGCUCCCCCCAUCCUACGAGAACGCCACCAAGCCAGAGCUCAACAGAUACUCCUCGCUCAAACGCCUGGAGAAGAGUGGUCUUGAUGAAUAUUCAUCGGGCUACUGCACCACCAAGAGGCGUCCCCACACGGCCCAGCCCGCUCUCCAGUCCUCCAGUCACCACAUCCCCUGUGGAGGAGACUACAACACCAUGGGUGGGAGGGGCACCCUCCCUCGCCACGCCCCCCGCCCCUGGAUUCAACCCACCGGCCUACCCCCCGUCUCCCCCACGGUCAACCCCUACCCCUUGGACCCAAUCGAGCAGCACUACAAUCCCAACUACGACACCCUGUCCAAGCCUGCCAGGAAGGUUAUGUCACAGGACCAGCUGCUUAACAUGGGGGACGUCCCCGGGAACACUGGGACCCUCUCCAGGAUGUCCAAGAACCAGCAGCACCAGUACUACAAAGCCAUGGCUGCUGCUACUAAGAACUCCAACACCCAGACCCUGACAAGGAAGCCCCAGGAUCGACCCCAGGAGCGGCCUCAGUCCAACACCCAGACCCUGACAAGGAAGCCCCAGGAUCGACCCCAGGAGCGGCCUCAGUCCAACACCCAGACCCUGACACGGAAGCCCAAGGAUCGACCCCAGGAACGGCCUCAGUCCAACAACCAGACCCUGACGAGGAAGCCCAAGGAUUGGGCGCAGGAGCGUCCCCAGGAUCGCCUACUCAUGUCCCCAGAUCACCUGGAGGAGAGCAUGGGUAGAGGGGUCGGAGGGAUGGGAGUGGGUGUGCAGGAUCCAUACGCCCAUGGAGGCGGGGGAGGCAUGGUCCCCACUCUCCCCCGGGGUGGUCUCACCCCUCAGCAGAAAGCCCAGUCCCAGCAGAAUGUAUGUGCCACGCCCUCCCUGGACCGCCACCACAUGAUCAAGAUGAACUCUCACCCCACCUCAGGGAGGGAGCAGGAGAGAAGCCAGGGCAUGACGGGGCAUAUGAGUGGAGGCAUGGGGGGAGGCAUGGGGGGCUGGGGUGGUAGCGAGAUGCCCGGGGCGGGGGUUGUCAUGGGAACAGGAACGCUAGGGGGCCACAGCGCCAAGAGGAUGGCUUUUGCUGCCAAGAGGCAGAACACUAUUGAGCAGUUACACUUUAUACCAGGAGGGGGCGACGGAGGAGCGGGAGGAGGAAGUAGAGGAGGAGGAAGUGGAGGAGGAGGGGGAGGCAGUCAGGGCAUCAGGACAGGCAGUAAGAAUGAGGUGACAGUGUGAGGGGCACCAGGUAGAAAUUGCCAUCAACUGCAAAUCUAGGAUCAGAUUAUCUCACCCCUAAACCCACCCUUAACCAUAAGGGGGAUGAACAAAUAUCUGACUCUGUAUCAGUGGUUAGGGCAAAUUCUACCUACUGUGUGUGUGGUCUUCAUGAAGAGAGUAGACAUACGAGAAUAGGAAGGGUAGAGAAGGAAAUAUGGUGAAUCAAUCUGUACAUAUAGGGAGAUGGAGGACUUGCUUAGAGGUCAAAAUGGUAGAGGAACAGAAUUAUCCUGCCAUUUUUAUAUAUGUGAUACAUCAGCCAUAUUUCAUAUCUAAUGUGCCAUAUUACCAUACACUGAAUCCAUGAAUAACUGAAAAAAAACGUGGGAGAAAUUAGAUAGCUAGGACUUAGUUAAGGAACUGGUUUGUUCAUGCAUAACCUUGUGUUUUAUAUCAAAUGUUUAACAGAAUAAAGAAACUUUUGAGCCAUAUUAGAAAGGAGGGACCAAGAUAAUACAUCUAAGUAUGAGAGAGAGAAGAGUGGUGUUCGGCCAGACUGUGUACUUCAGUGUUACAUAGAAAAACAGGUUUCACUUGUAUCAAAGGAUGCUAUUUUCCUCAUGGAGCAUUGAACUGAUGAUCUUCAUGACCUAUGAUGUGGAAUGUCGGAUGAUGUAGGGUUUUGAAUCCAGGGAGUGGUAUACAAGUGAGCCCGCCUCAUUCUGACGCAGGAAAACAGAGCUGUCGAUUGUUGCUUCUUGUGUGAAAGAAUGAGUGACCUUGAGAAAAUUGCUUCCAUACAUUCUCUAGUUGCCCCCAUUAACUGAUCUGAGGUCAGUUUUGCAUCCCACCACCGCCUAAUAGUUAUGCUCAGCAUUUGGGGAGGUUGAGCUGAUCCUAAAUCUGUGCCUAAGUGCAACUUCUACCUGGAGCUCCCCUGUGACCCACCUGUCUUCAUCAGGACAACCAAAUCUGAUUGAGCCAUGAGUCACUAUGUUUGACGAGGAACUUCUGAGUUGGUCAGCCUACCAAUAGGAGGAUUAGCUACUGCAACUACAGGGUAUUUUCUUUCAUAGAGCACAACAAGUACAGUAUGAUGCAGGUGUUGCACUUCAUAAUAUGACUGACCUUCAAAGCCAUGCAUUGGGAUACAAAUAAAAUACCAGAGAAAGCACGUCUGACAAUCACUAUUUUAUUAAUCUAAACCAGAGGAGAACUGACUCAAGCCAACAUUUCUACAGGACAAUACAAAUGAUUGGCUUCAGAGCAAGCCAAAGUGUAUGUGUCUAGGGAAUUGACUGUAACAAGGCAGUGGACUAUAAUGCAUACUGUAGGACGACUCCAAUGAUGAAGCAGUCAGAUAUGAGGGUGAGACUCAGAAGAGACUUGGUUGGCUAGCAUGCCCUUUAUCAGAAGAGGACCUUGCUCGUUCGUAGUAACACACUCCAACCGUUCUCUAUUAGGUAGAAAUGUCAUAAUAUCAAUAAUAAUGCUUAAUAUUAAGGGCUAUCCUAUCCUACAUGUGUGGCUUUGGACCAUAUAAUACAGCAUAUUAAUGCUUUCACUUAAUUUGUGGUGUUGAUAUUGUCACUGACGUGUGAGUACUAAUGUCCUGUAGAUGCCUGGAGUCAAACUUGUAAAAAUAAACAUGAGCAGUUUUUUUCCAGACCAGCUCAAAGAGGGAAACACUAAGACAGAAACGUUUUUGCACAAUCCCCUGAUAUUUGCACCAGAUAAAGACAGACAUAUUUUGUAUCACGUCUUAGUGGUUUACAUUCAGCAAAAAAGGACACUCAAGUCACUGGUGAUGCGCGGGGCUGUGUUUGAUAAACUUAAGGGACUUAAGAAAAUGAACAGACUUGUAUUCGACUAAGAGAGAAGUAUAACUGUAUAUAUAUAUAUAUAUAUAUAUAUAUAUAUAUAUAUAUAUAUAUAUAAUCUACAGUAUACAAAGUGUCUCAUAUAACUAACAAAUGGACAGAAGAAAAAAAUCUGACAUAAUUCAGGAGAUAAAAUGACUGACAUGUUGAUACAGAUUUUCUUUUGACAAUCUUCCUAUACACAAUGGUAACUUACCCAGUGAGCAAAAUGGCAUCUUUUAGACGUCCAUGGACGUCGGCGUCAGACGGUGUUCACUGGGUAGUCCGUGUCGGUUAUUGUCAUGAUUACAACAAGUGUUAUUAUUAAUGAUUAUUAUAAUUGUUGUUAUAAUUAAUGGUUAUCUUAUAGUAAUGAUGUUGGUGUUAUUUUUCUUAGUGAGAUUUGAAGUGUUUACAUGUUUUUAGAUACCUAUCUUUCUCAUGACAUUUUGUUUGUUUUUGUUACAUCUGAACACAAAAUGGGGAUUCAAACUAACACUGUCUAAUCUUGAUGCAUGUCAACUCCAUGGCUUGGUAAUGCAUUGACAACAUGCCUGAAUACAGGGCUUUAUUACAGUAUGUUUGAAGACAAAGGCCCAAUUACAAACCUCUCCCUAGUCCCUUUCCCUAGAUGGAGCCUUCUAUCUAGACUAUUUGAAAAUAUUGCAUAGGUAUUAGCAAAAGUUGUGUUGGUUCCACGUGUUGGGGUGGAAUCAUUACACUCACCGUUCACAAGGUCAGACAAUAUUGAUAGGGACUAGGGAGGGGAAAGUUCUGGGUCUGGGACCAAAUUGAAACACUUGCUAACACCACAGCCUAACCUAAUAAAAUCCAAAGGGUUAACACAUGAUGUCACAAUGUAUGUGUUUACAUUAAUGUCUUAAACACAGGUAGGUAAAAAGGGUAUAACAGUAACAACCUGAAUGUUCAGUAACAGUGUCUUUUUUCAGGGAAUUAGGACAGCUAACCUAGUUUUAGAUUUGUAUUUAAGUCACAGAAAGUCUGUAGCAAUGUCUGUACUAUCGCCACAAGCCAUAACCAUUGAAACAGUCAUUACAUACACUUCUGCCAUUAUUUUGUACAUGGUAAACCUUUUUUUGUGUAAGUAUAUUGUAUUUUGUAUAGCUAGUACAAUCAGAAUAUUCUAAUGGGUUGUGGCUCUCUUCUAUAACACAUUCAUUUGAGGCUUCAACAAAUUAUAUGUGAGUAUUUAGUGGAAUGUACAGUGACCACCCAAAUGCUUAACAUUUAACAUAUUUCUAUAUAGCCUAUUAUGUGGCAACAGGGAUAUUUUUGAUGAGUAAUGACACAUAACACAUGUAAAAUAGAUGGUGAAUAAAAUAAGACACAAAGAGAUGAAUGAAUAGGUGUAUGUUUCGACACCAUCAUUAAUUAAUUUAAACCUAUGUAGAACGACGAAGGAUAAAUCUAAAUCUAGAUUUGUAUGAGAUUAUAUAGAUUUGUAUGGGAUGAUAUUUACAAGUGAACUUCAUGAAUGUUUUCAUGACUAUUAUUAAUUUUAAUAUAUAAAGGCCUACUUUUAAUUUCUCCAAUGCAUUUUGAUCCCCUUGGAUGCAGCAGUGAUCAAACACUACAUUUGUAAAAUAAAGUUGGUGGAAAAGGUU